AUGCCGGCCGCAAUGAACUACCGCGUGAUCGAACCGCACCCCUCCGUUCCUCACACCAGCCGGCCAGCGCUGCAUACAGCCCGCGGCGGUGCAGGCAACGUCAUCAACCUGAAGAACACCAAGACCACCGACUCGCAGACGGCCACCGGACCCGCGUCCCUGACCCGCCUCGACUCGCGUAUCCCCAAGGCCUACACCUCUGGCCGCGGCGGCGCCGGCAACGUGCACGUCAGCAGCGAGCGCGCCAUCUUCAGCUUCGACGAAGAAUUGGAGCGUGAGCUCCGUCGCGCCGCCCCCGUCUACCACGUCGGCCGUGGUGGCGCCGGCAACAUGAUGUUCAGUGAUAGUGCCAGCAACGGCAGCGGCGGCAGCGUUCUGUCCCGCAAGUUCUCCUCCACUAGCACCGCAUCAGGGGGCAGUACCGGUUCGGCUGCCGAGCGAGCUCGUGACAAGGCUCUCCGCGGGUUGGAGAAGGGCUGGGGGAAGAUCAGGGGCAUGGCCUAG
This is a messenger RNA of Aspergillus clavatus NRRL 1, 504 nucleotides long. RefSeq names its product DUF3602 domain-containing protein. The transcript has a single exon. The coding region runs from base 1 to 504 and encodes 167 amino acids. The record is from RefSeq and is a predicted model, not a curated record. NCBI's taxonomy places the organism in Eukaryota, Fungi, Ascomycota, Eurotiomycetes, Eurotiales, Aspergillaceae.